AUGUCCAAGGUGCCCCUUAAAAAUGCCACCCAGUCUCUUCUGCAGGAUUUCUUCAGUCCAACGCCGAAAACGGGCGCCACGGGAACAAUGAAGAGGGCACUGGCUUCGAAUACCCCAAGUUCAGCAGACGGGGCAAGCUGUUCUAAGGGUCCACGGCUUGAUUCUGGUGAUCAGGUUGAAAACAAAGGUACGACGCCUUAAGACGCUGCUUCCAACACACAAACGAAUAUUUCCACCCUCCUCCCCGACAAGUUUUAUACCCGACGAGUAGAAUUACAUGUCCCCCUCUCAAACAGUGUUCGUCGGGUUUAGCUGCCCAGCUUCGGGGACCAAAGUUUCCCUCUCUCCGGCUUUAAAAAAACUUGGCGGUGGAGUCUCGAGAAGUCUGCCGGGAAGGCAAUGCUUUUUCGUCGCCCGAUUGCUGCGCGCGCGUGGGACAACUUUCAGUGGGAGCUAGCUGGGAAGCUUGGUAGAUCCACGUCUGACGAGUAUGCAUUCGUGGACCAACAACAGCUGCGCCAGUAGACCGCUGAGUAUCGAGACCCUACUAUCAACUGCCGGAGGGUCCGGUGGUGGCACUGCAGUAGUGCUGUCGGAGGACCACCCCUCGAGUUCACAACACCGACUUCUCCCCCAAUGGGGCAGUCUGCAUUCGUUGCGACAUCGCUAGAAUAACUCAGGUUGUCGGAGGAAGACGACUGAGGAGAUUUGAACGCGUUUCUCGUUGUCCGCGUCAUGAGCUCAGUAUUGCUGCACUUGAUCCGACGCUGUUGCCCACCUGGAGGCGCCGAAGAGGAGGCUAGUCUAAAAUCUGGCUUGACACAGUCUGCUAAGACAAAUAAGUAGUUAUUGGAUACUUUGUGGUGGGUCUCCGUUGCUGGGGGAGAGGAGGAAUGGGUCAAGCUCUCCAGAUCUGUUGUUGCAGAUCGUCACACGUGAGGAGACACAAUUCGCGACAUCACCGAGACCGAUCCGACACGACACUCUAGAGGGGAGGAGCAAUUUCUCAGCUCCUGAACCCGAUCAGUUCGGCCAUCUCAGCCAAGAUGCGGCUUGAGGACGUGUCACUGAUCAAUCGUAAUUGAUUGCACCCAUCACCGAUCUGGGGGACCCUUGCUAUAAUAUCAAAACUGGAGAACGAAGGAGCACAUGAAGAGGAAAUCUACACGUGUUCACCGUUAUUAGUGCUGUGGUUACGCGGUCACUUAAUACUUGCACGAAAUGUUCUACAACCACUCCCCUGAUAUAAAAGCAUGUCUUUCAAGACUGUUGUUUGCCCAGUAGCUAACUCUUUCCCGUCGAUCCCUCUUCCUUCAGACCCCGCCAGCCCUAAAGACGAAGAAAAAAUAAAGCAUAGACAGUCAGUAGCCCAAAUGCUCCUGAAGCUGCCACCUCCCAGCAAAGCCUUGAUUCGUGGUUUGGACCCUGAUUGGCUCUUCCACCUCACGAACGUCGUGCAGGAUGCCAAAUUUUCCCUCCUCGCAGAGUUUAUCGAAAAGGAGCGCAAGGCUGGGACCGUCUACCCUCCUCCCGAUCAGGUAUGCCCGUCUGCAGUAAUCCCUUUUCCCCAAAUACGCCUUUUUAUCAACUCGAAUCCUCCUUCCAGCGUUCGCGCACAUGUCUCAACAGACCCUUUUUUGCAAGCUUCCAACAAACUUCAGCCUGUUCCCCCACGGCGCUGAGAGUGCAGCGUCCUGUCAUCUGUGAGUGGGAACAACACAGGGAUGAGUUAAGCCCGGCCUCGAAGAUGAGCGCCUUUAAUCCCACCAGGUCUACCUCUGUUGCUGAUGCCUAAAUACUCGACCGCAUUGAGGGCGUGCAUGUGUAGCUGUUGUAUUCGAGGCACGGUAGUUGUAGUUACUGCCGGACCGGCUGCACAAGGCCGGUGUCGGGGGAAAUCCACUGACCCUGCCUCGUACUUCAGUGUAUAUCUCGCUUCGCACGAUACCAAGCUACCACCCUGUCGGGUGCCACAAGGGGCAAGACUUUUGUACUCAGGAUGACGCACUAUGCCUGAGACGUCUGCCUUUGCCUGUUCUUAAUGCGUGAGUCCGCCUUGGAGACUGUCGGCCGCACUGAAGUAACCAUGUGGGAUUGGCAUCCCCCAAGUCUUACAGUCAGUAGUAGGGCCACUAAGUUAGUAGCCACUUUGCCGCACCCCUCUCCCUCAGAGACUGAGAGGAGCGGAGGUUGCCAGCCAACGACAGUUCGACUGUCGUGCCCGACGAUGUCCACUGUGUGCUCCACAGCAAGGCGAAACAGGCGCAGUGACUUGCGCGUGCGUUAGUUUAUGGUGCUAGUAGACUUGCGCAACAUCUACCGCACCCUCUCCCCCCCCCCCACCCAUGGGCUCAGUGUCAAGACAGAGUCAAGAAGACCGAAGGCGGGGGAGGACGCACGUGGAUGACGCGGUCGUGCCCGCACCUUGGCGCUCCACCCCACACCCCCUGUCCACACAAUUGACCGGGAUUUUAAACCAACAACAACAACAAUGGGGGGAGGGGCGGCAAGGAUCCCAAUGUGCGCGACGUCAGCCUGCCCCCGCACUCCGAAGUGUUGAAAUUUUGUUAUGAUGUACAUUCCGACAACACCUGCCAGAAUCCAGAGUGGUUCCCAUGUUGGUCCAGGGCAUCUACCGCGCGGCCCGUCCGGAGGGUACAGGUAACUAGCCAAUAGGUGUUAGUUGAGGCCAGCAGUGAAAGACCCAAUGCGGGAACAGUAAUGACUGUGGCUGAACCGCUGUUCGACCGUAUUUUAAAGUAUCACGCGUUGUCCACCUCUGUCGUACGACUCCCCGUGUCACAUCUACUUGUUUUGUCCAAACUCCGCCAGGGCCUCCAGUUUACGCCCUUCCCACUGCUCCCAACAUGAUCUUCCCAAUACUCUGUUGCCACGACGUUUUCAGCUCGAGCUCUCGAUCGGAGCUAAAAGGCGAGACGGGAAUACCCACUUCCGUCUCGCAACCAGGACAACUGAUGGCGUGGACCCAUCUGUCUAGUAGCAGAACUGUCCCAGAUGUUAUUUCUUAUCCGGUAGCUUUGAUACAAUACCAAAUUCUUCGCCGGACCAAACCCACCCGAGGUCAUCGUCAAUGUCAGAAUGCACGUAGACUAAGCUGGACAAUUCGUGUAAUUGUCUGAGGAUUUAAUCAAGAUGUACGAGCACUAUGGGCCGAGACAGGGGAAUCGACAACAGAAAAGCACGCAUGAAAAUUACCAUAUUAUCGUUUGGUUACUAGCAGGCAGUUAGUAGUAGUGUGGGUGGGGUCAACAUGGGCGGAUGGUUCCGUUGGUCCCACACCUCUUGUCUACCCGGCCAGGGGCUGGGGUACGGCUGGCUGGCCACAAAAGGCGAUCAGAAAUGCCCCUUUCAGUCUCCGUUGUCUUCUCUGACAAUACUUAUUCACUGCAAGUCAUCUUUCCUUACGUGUGCAACCACUGCCUUGACGAUAUGCGGAGUGGCCGCCCAGGCCCUUACAUGCUAAUGGUUAAUGAUCAUAGGACCCAUUAAUACUGCAAUAUUCAGUGACAGUUAAUUCUAGCGCUCUCCUCUACCCAUUAGGUCUUUUCCUGGAGCAAACUGACAAAGCCAACGGCCGUCCGGGUGGUUAUUCUAGGUCAGGAUCCCUACCACGGACCCAAUCAGGCUCACGGACUCGCCUUCUCCGUGCAGCGACCGCAGCCACCACCGCCCAGCCUGAUCAACAUGUUCAAGGAGAUCGCCUCAGAUUGCGCUGAACAGCUGGCCUCUGCCCAACCCACACGUCAGUGGCCCCCCAAGCACGGUGAUCUGACCAACUGGGCCAAUCAGGGCGUCCUCCUGCUAAACGCUGUACUGACAGUGCGUCGGGGACAGCCCAACUCUCACAAGGAUCGUGGCUGGGAACAGCUCACCACUGCCGUAGUCAGAACCCUCAAUAAGGAGAACUCGGUAGGUGCACAUGCUGCAUAUCUACUGUCGAUCUUUGCCACCGAGGGGGAGGGGGGGAGAGGCGGGGUUAUGGAGGUUCUGGGGAGUUUGCCUCAGUUUCCAUGCGGUUUCUAUGCACCUGUGUGUUGGUGAAGAUUAUCGGCUCCCACGCUCAUCGCACGCAGUCGAGCUGCUGACUGCCGGACUUCAUCUCUAUGGGCCCUUGGACAAUUUGACUCGCCGACAUUGCAACCAUGUCGGAGAAAUCGGAAGACUGCUCCGGACGCGGAUGGCCGAGCACGCGGCGGCAGCAAGUAGGAACGACGCCAACUCCCAAGUCGUGUCUUAUUUAGCCGGACCCAACCACACAUUCAAGUCUGGCGAAGCAGGAAUUCUUGCUAGAAGCGACAAUCGCGCGAGCCGCGAACCGCAUAUCUACCAUCUGUCGCAGUCUUUGUCGUCGAGGGGGUUAUGGAGUUUCUAGAAAAUCUGCUUCAGUGUGUUUUUGUGUUCUGCAACAGUAGGUUUUCUUACUAGACUUCUAUCAAAAUGCAUUAGGAGCUAUGUACCAUUUGUGUGCGUAUAGGAGAAUCACACAUUCCAGCCGAGUUCACUUAACUCGUCUACCAGGUCAGAGCACAAUUUAACCUUUCUGGGAGGGAGAUCGCACGUUCCUCGCCCCAGCUACGGGUCCGGCGCUCAGCUCUGCAUUGUCCUCUCGGAAGCCGCCGUUUGCGGACAGUGUACUAACAUAUAUGCACCCAAUACGUCUGUGCUUGGCUUGAUCGCAGUGGCGGUAGUUUUGAGUGAGCAUGCGGCAUUUUUACGGUACAACGGCUGUCUUUCUCCACAAUCCACACCAAUAAAAGUAUUGCUUCCCAGGCUUAUAUAAAUGUUCGAGGAUAAUUGAAUUGCAGGCUGAUAGCGCACGUCGCAAAGCAACAUUUGCAACUAGCAACAGACUUUGCUUCUCUAUUACGAGCCAUUGCUGGGCCCGGGAGUUGCGCUCUGUGGUGUGAAGGAAGUUAAUCCAUGUUGACUGUGCAUGUCCUGGCCUCUGCUAUUAUAUCCACCGGUCUGUGCGACGUCUAAUAACACAACAGGUAGACCGUUCGAUGUGGCGGCUGCAAGGUUCAGGUCCACGCACGUCGACCCCUCCCCUCUCUACUGAUCGCACAGCUUCGCCGCCUCUCGGUCCUGCCCUACACGCUCGACGCCCACUCAGACUACCGUCAGGCGUAGAAAUGAUUUAUUGCCGUUAGCUGUCUUUUAUGCUGACUAGCCUUUGCUCGGUUUUAUAGUUGGAUCCCAGGCCUGCGAAAUUGCAUGCACGAGCAAACCGCGCCAACCUCUUAUUCCCAAUCUCCCGAUUGUCAACGUACGACUUCCUCGGGUGGCUCAGGCCCCAUGCAGCAGAACGCUAUUUCAGCCCGACUGGCCAUGGCUUUAACUGAAGGGUGUUCAUUUUUUCAAUUGCUUGCAGAAUCUGGUCUUUUUGCUGUGGGGAGCCAACGCGCAGGCACAGGCCUCACAGAUUGACGCCAAGCGGCACCUCAUACUGCGGGCACCGCACCCCUCACCUCUGUCUGCCAGCAAGGGCUUCUUCGGUUGUAGACACUUCAGCCAGGCCAAUGAGUAUCUCCGUCAGCACAAGAAAGCGCCCGUCGAUUGGACCGACCUUUAA
Messenger RNA from Spirometra erinaceieuropaei, 5593 nucleotides. The record is from the annotation of a GenBank genome assembly. NCBI's taxonomy places the organism in Eukaryota, Metazoa, Platyhelminthes, Cestoda, Diphyllobothriidea, Diphyllobothriidae.